GCGACGGACCACUCCGUCGAUGGCGAACAAAAUGGCGACGAUGGCACCAGGCUACCUAUCGCUAGCUCCGGUAGCGAGUCGUCUCAGUUGUUAUUCUUCGUCGACUUCUGGUUUCUUUAAACCUCUAUCGUCGAUGACCAAUUCACAUUUUUACCGGAAUUUCGCUGCGAAAAUUCGUGCCUCGUCUGUAACCGCCACCGUGGAAACCAAGCCGGGAACCGAUGUGAAUGAAAAUGAGGCAAAGGCAAAGAAACAGGUACUGGCUUGCCCCAUUUGUUAUGACACGUUAAUAUGGAAUGGUGAUCCAGUUUUCUCAGUAGAUACUACCCCUCGCUCUACUCUAAAAUGCAGCACCUGUAAAAAGGCCUACGGUGGUAAUGGAACACAUCUUGAUCUAACAGUAGGUAGUGGUUCCAAGAAAUAUGGUGAAUAUAUGCCAGCUUCUUCUGAGCUUUUCAGGUUUCCUCUAGUGUCAUUCCUGUAUGAGAGGGGUUGGCGACAGGGUUUUUCACUAUGGGGUGGUUUCCCGGGCCCAGAGAAAGAGUUUGAACUGAUGAAAGAUUAUCUUAAGCCAAUCAUUGGAGGAAGCAUUAUUGAUGCUAGUUGUGCUAGUGGGAUGUUCUCGAGGCUUUUUGCAAAGAGUGGGCUGUUUUCUCUCGUUGUUGCUCUAGAUUUUUCAGAGACCAUGUUAAAGCAGUGUUAUGACUACAUCAACCAGGAUCAAAACAUAUCUAAAGAGAACUUAAUCUUGGUUAGAGCUGAUAUUGCACGACUUCCAUUCGCUUCAAGUUCUGUAGAUGCUGUGCAUGCUGGUGCAGCUCUACACUGUUGGCCCUCACCCUCUGCUGGUGUAGCUGAAAUAAGUCGAAUUCUUCGACCAGGAGGGGUUUUUGUUGCCACCACCUUCAUAGUAGACGGUCCUUAUUCAUUUAUCCCCUUUUUAUCACCUAUACGCCAGAUAUCCGGGAGCCGCGUGUACCUAUCUGAGCGUGAACUAAAAGAUCUGUGCUCAACUUGUGGACUGGUAGACUAUACGUGUGUAAGAAACAGACGAUUCGUUAUGAUCUCUGCCCGAAAACCCACCUGAAGAACAUGCCCAACCGCAUCGGUAGUUCUGUAACAAUUGUUGUACAUGAUGAUUCAUUCACAAGAACUUGAUAGAUUAUUGUAAAUGUAAGCAAAACUUCAAAUGUAGAUUCUAAACUUCAAGAAGUACAGCAUUGCCAUUUAAUUUGUAAGGGUUGUUUGUCAGUUGC
Cynara cardunculus var. scolymus (artichoke) is the source of this 1256-nucleotide messenger RNA. RefSeq lists its product as uncharacterized. Bases 20 to 1087 code for a protein of 355 amino acids. The transcript is spliced from 8 exons. Gene Ontology annotation, molecular function: S-adenosylmethionine-dependent methyltransferase activity. The record is from RefSeq and is a predicted model, not a curated record. NCBI's taxonomy places the organism in Eukaryota, Viridiplantae, Streptophyta, Magnoliopsida, Asterales, Asteraceae.